Molecule: messenger RNA, 1086 nt
Organism: Colletotrichum phormii
Lineage: Eukaryota; Fungi; Ascomycota; Sordariomycetes; Glomerellales; Glomerellaceae
Exons: 3
Coding region: 171-1037 (288 amino acids)
Source: RefSeq, a predicted model, not a curated record
CUUUCAACAUGUUGACAAUGGCAACUCGAAUAUCUUAUAAAGCUUCCUGUAACUACGAUAAGAUGGAUGAUCAGAACUCAAUCUCACAACUCGUUCCCCGGAACAAAGCAAUCACUCGUUCAGCCAAACCCUCACUCCUCCUUUCUCUCUCCUGAAUAACAAUCACCAUCAUGGCGGACCGCUACAUCGCAAUCCACGCCGACCCCAAGGGCCCAGGCGACGCCCGCCCAACAGCAGAACAAAUCCUCGCCGGCGCAACCCUCUACCUGACAGCCCGCAACCUCACCAAAGCACGCAAAGCCCUCGGCGACGAGAUGGUCAAGGACACCGCGCGCGUCCACCUGCUGGAACUCGACCUCGAGUCCUUCGCCAGCGUCCGCGCCUGCGCCGCCGCCUUCCUCGCCAGCACAGACAAGCUCGACAUCCUCGGCCGCACAAAGGACGGCUUCGAGACGCAGUUUGGAACGAACCACCUCGCGCAUUUCCUCCUCUUCAACCUCCCCCAGCCCGCGCUCCUGAAAGCAGCAACCCCAGCCCACGCCUCCCGCGUCGUCAUCGUCUCCUCCGUCGCGCACCGCUUCGGCCAGGUCAACUUUGACAAUGUAAACUACGACGGGUGCUACGAUCCCAUGGCGACCUACGCCCAGAGCAAAACCGCCAACCUCUGGACCGCAAACGAGAUUGAGCGGCGGUACGGGGCUGCUCGGGGGGGCAUCCACGCGCUGAGUCUGCAGCCCGGAGGCGUGAUUACGGAGUUGAUGCGGCAUAUGCCCGAGGAGCAGCAGGACGGGUUCGCGAAGCAUCCCUAUCUCUCCAAGAUCUUCAAGACGGCGCCGCAGGGGGCGUCGACGUCUGUGUGGGCUGCGACGGCAGCGGCGUUGGAAGGUAAAGGAGGGUUGUAUCUUGAGGAUUGUCAGAUUAUUGGGCCGUGGGAUCCUGCUGGGGAGCAGUGGGGUCCUGGGUACGGGGAGCAUGCGUAUGAUGUUGAAAAGGCUACUUUGCUUUGGGAGAAGUCGCUUGCUUGGGUUGGGUUGUGAGACGACUGUUGUCGUUAUGCGCUAAAAAGCGCGCAAGACGUUGAAGGAG